Daphnia carinata is the source of this 1344-nucleotide messenger RNA. Its product is annotated as longitudinals lacking protein-like. Gene Ontology annotation, biological process: regulation of transcription by RNA polymerase II. Lineage: Eukaryota; Metazoa; Arthropoda; Branchiopoda; Diplostraca; Daphniidae. Bases 175 to 1227 code for a protein of 350 amino acids. Gene Ontology annotation, molecular function: protein binding. The record is from RefSeq and is a predicted model, not a curated record. Gene Ontology annotation, cellular component: nucleus. The transcript is spliced from 4 exons.
UCUAUCAGCUGCCAACAGAAUCUCUUACAUUGUAUCCUGAGCAAGUUACGCUCUUGAAUUGCUUCAACCUUUAUCUUCACUCAAGUGAUAUCGGAGGGAGCCUCAAGGUUUGCAUCGAGUUGAUACCGGUUGCUUUAAUUGUCGAUGUAAUUUCGAUAAGGGAUCAAUAGAACCAUGGAGAACGGAGAAGAACUAGUCGGCCCACCUCAGCUAUCUCUUCAGUGGCAUCAGCACCACAACACACUAGUCUCCCUGCUUGAUGCUCUUUGGGAGAGGCAGGAGCUUGUUGAUGUAACUUUGGCUGCCGAUGGGCAAUGCAUCCAGGUGCACAGAAUCGUACUGUGUGCCUGCAGUAAAUAUUUCCAGGACAUGUUAACUCCAAAAAGCAGUUCAGACAAACAAGUCAUUGUUUUCCUAAAAGAUGUGUCAUAUUGUGACCUGAAGGCCUUAGUCGACUAUAUGUACAAAGGGGAAGUACGAAUCAAUGAAGACCAAUUGAAUUCAUUCCUACAUACUGCCAAAUCUCUUGGUAUUCGUGGUCUGAUGGGAGAUGGCAAAAAGGAUGAUGUACAGAAUGAUAGGAAAAAAAGGCGGAGACAGUCGGUUGAGCUGUCGAUUGACCAAGACGAAGAACAAGACAACAGCCUUGCAGCGUCAUCGCCUCCUCCUCCGCCACCGAUGCUCAAACACAAAACCAGUCUCACGAAACCCCAGCAAAAUGUCGAAGUCAAAUGUGAAUUACCGCUGGACCAAGAGGGUAGAUUCGAAUCGACAAUCAACAAUAUGCAGCCAGAAACGGAAUCGUUGACACAAAAUUCAAGUAUUCACUCGGGACAAGAGCUAGAAGACGAUGAACUCGAUUUGUUUCAACACUGUGGUGUCAAUGCUGGGAAUAAUCACCUUCAUCAUCCGGGACCAUCCAGAAUGUCUGCCGAAGAGCUCCAAUCGUCCGGUCAAGACUUAUUGGUUGAUCAUAUGGCUUGGGGUUCUGUCCAUAAUGGGUCAGUUGACAACCACCAUCUUCAUCACCAUGAUCCUGAUCCUGGACCUGGUCGGCAUUCAUGCCCCAGAUGUGGCAGGACGUACAAAUGGAAACAAACUUUAUUGCGCCACGUGAAAUACGAAUGUGGCGUAGAACCUCAGUUCAUCUGCCCAAUUUGUCGAGCUCCCUUCCAUCACCGGAACGUCUUGCAAAGACAUAUGAAUUUGCAUAGUAGACCCAAAUGAUGUUCUAAUCAUUUUAAAGAAAUUUUCUUUUCUUUAAGAAAAAGCCACCUGUUAUGACGAGAAAUAUGUCGAUGGAGUUUUGCCAUGCGUAGCCAAAUAAAGUACAUUUGUUUUCAA